This is a messenger RNA of Cannabis sativa, 2094 nucleotides long. RefSeq lists its product as uncharacterized. NCBI's taxonomy places the organism in Eukaryota, Viridiplantae, Streptophyta, Magnoliopsida, Rosales, Cannabaceae. The coding region runs from base 1 to 2094 and encodes 697 amino acids. The record is from RefSeq and is a predicted model, not a curated record. The transcript is spliced from 5 exons.
AUGGAUAUAUUUUUAAGACCUUUGGUGGAUGAAUUAAAGGAGUUGUGGAAUAAUGGGGUAGCAACGAGAGAUAGUUCGACCAACUCGAUGUUCACCAUGCGUGCUGCGCUUUUGUGGACAGUGAAUGAUUUUCCUGCUCGUAGUAGCUUGUCUGGGUGGAGUGGUCAAGGUUGUAAAGCUUGCCCUACUUGUAAUGAAGACACGACGUCCAUUCGAGUGAUCGGGAAGACAUCAUAUGUUGGUCAUCGAAGGUUCUUGCCAAGUAACCAUGCAAUGAGAAGGGAUACUCGAUUUGAUGGUAAAGUUGAAAGAAGACCUCCUCCACGACGAUUUACUUGUGAAGAAAUAUUAUCACAAGUUAAUGCUCUCGAACCCCAAAUUCCCGGACAUCAUGAAAAUUUUGGGGGUGUGAAACGUAGAAGAGUUGCAGAAAACUGUAAUUGGAGGAAAAAAAGUAUUUUUUACGAGUUGGAGUAUUGGAGCACGAAUAUUUUAAAACACAACAUUGAUGUCAUGCAUGUUGAGAAGAAUGUGUGUGAUAGUCUCCUAGGAACCAUCUUGGAUAAUGAUAAAUCAAAGGACACAACCAAUGCGCGCCAUGAUUUAAAGAAGAUGGGUAUUAGGGAAUCGUUGUGGAUUUAUGAAGAUGGGAAUGGGAGGCUAAUGAAACCGCAUGCUCCUUAUGUUUUGACUCGUGAGAAAAGACAACUUUUUUGUCAGUUUGUUAAAGGAAUAAAGUUUCCCGAUGGCUUCUGUUCAAAUUUAAAGAGCAAAGUUUCGCCAGAUGAGUCUAACAUUAUUGGGUUAAAAUCCCACGAUUGUCAUGUCAUUAUGCAGCGAGUACUAGCGGUUGGUGUCCGUAAAUUUCUACCUCGUGACACUGCAACAACUAUUACUCAGCUGUGUAAUUUUUUUCGACAGUUAUGCUCUAGAACUCUAAACGUAAAAGAUAUGGAGGACGCUCAAAAUAAUUUAAUUCUGUUAUUGUGCAAGAUGGAAUUGAUUUUUCCCCCAGCUUUUUUUGACAUAAUGAUACACUUGGUAUUGCAUUUGCCUGAAGAAGCGAUAUUGGGUGGCCCGGUCUUUAUGAGAUGGAUGUAUCCUUUUGAAAGGUACAUGAAAAAAUUGAAGAAUUAUGUGGGAAAUAAGGCACGUCCUGAAGGGUCAAUUGCUGAAGGUUAUGUUGCUGAUGAGGCAGUAACCUUUUGUUCAAUGUACUUUAAAGGGUGUGAAACAAGAUUUAAUCGGCUUGAUCGAAAUGAAGAUGCGCCUUCUGUUUGUCGCUAUCUCUCAGUUUUUAAUUCUCAAUCUCGUCCUUUAACUAGCGGACUUAUCAAGCCUCUUGAUCAUACCAGUCGUGAAAAAGCUGAGUGGUACAUUCUUCAAAAUUCUCCUGAAAUCCAAGCUUACUUAGAUGAACAUUUGGACAAGAUCAGACAUGAAUAUCCUAAUGGUAAUCACGAUGUCUUGCAUAGGCAAACUUUCCGUCCGUGGUUUCACAAGAAGAUAUAUGAGUUGCACAAGCUUGGAACUUUACAAAAUGGUGAUGAGUUACUCGCUCUCGCUUCCGGGUUCGAUUACUUAGCAACAUUUUACGAAGGUUGUGUAGUGAAUGGUGUUCGGUUUAUUGCAUCAAAGCGAGACCAAAAGCGGAAGACACAAAAUAGUGGUGUUACUUAUUCUUUGCUGGAACUGAAGGUGUCAUUGUUUGAAUGUAAAUGGUAUAACACUAAUCCAUUAAGAAAGAAGACAAUUACUGAAAAUAAUAUAACUAGUAUAAAUACUCGUGGAUAUUGGUAUCAAGAUGAACCGUACAUCCUUGCUAACCAGGCGAAGCAAGUUUUCUAUCUUGAAGAUCCACUCAGAGGUCGCGAUUGGAAGGUUGUUGAAGAUAUUAGCCAUCGACAAAUUUGGGACAUUGCUGACAACGAAGAUGAGAUCGAUGUAGAUGUUUUAGUGGAUUCUGAGAUAGAGAAUAAUGAACUUGAUGAAAAUUAUGUUGCUGAAGAAGUAGAUGAUUUACUAGUUGAACAUGUAGAGGAUGAAAAUGUAAACUUAGUGAAUGAUGGAAAUGAUAGUGAUUCUUCAGUGUAA